Messenger RNA from Ostrinia furnacalis (Asian corn borer), 2258 nucleotides. RefSeq names its product nicotinic acetylcholine receptor alpha1 (gene nAChRalpha1). The record is from RefSeq and is a predicted model, not a curated record. Gene Ontology annotation, biological process: monoatomic ion transmembrane transport. The coding region runs from base 1 to 1602 and encodes 533 amino acids. NCBI's taxonomy places the organism in Eukaryota, Metazoa, Arthropoda, Insecta, Lepidoptera, Crambidae. The transcript has 7 exons. Gene Ontology annotation, molecular function: transmembrane signaling receptor activity; acetylcholine-gated monoatomic cation-selective channel activity. Gene Ontology annotation, cellular component: postsynaptic membrane.
AUGGUGUUGGCUCUGGUGGUCGGACUCCUGUGCGUGUGGGGCCGCCUGACCGUCGCUAACCCUGAAGCGAAGCGGCUGUACGACGACCUGCUGUCCAACUACAACCGGCUGAUCCGGCCCGUCGGGAACAACUCAGACCGGCUCACCGUCAAGAUGGGGCUAAGGCUCAGUCAGCUCAUCGACGUUAAUCUUAAGAAUCAAAUCAUGACAACGAACGUGUGGGUAGAACAGGAAUGGAAUGACUACAAGCUGAAGUGGAACCCAGACGACUACGGUGGUGUGGAGACGCUGCACGUACCCUCAGAACACAUUUGGCUGCCAGACAUCGUGCUUUACAAUAACGCGGAUGGUAACUACGAAGUGACAAUAAUGACGAAGGCCAUCCUCCACCACGACGGCAAAGUGGUGUGGAAGCCGCCGGCCAUCUACAAGUCUUUCUGCGAGAUCGACGUCGAGUACUUUCCUUUUGAUGAGCAGACCUGUUUCAUGAAGUUCGGGUCGUGGAGCUACGAUGGUUACACGGUGGACUUGAGGCAUCUAAAACAAACACCAGACUCGGAUCACAUUGGCAUGGGCAUCGAUCUCUCUGAGUACUACAUCUCCGUCGAAUGGGACAUCAUGCGAGUACCCGCCACGCGAAACGAGAAAUUCUACUCGUGCUGCGAAGAACCAUACCCCGAUAUCAUUUUCAACCUAACCCUUAGGAGAAAGACCCUCUUCUACACGGUCAACCUCAUCAUCCCCUGCGUCGGAAUUUCGUUCCUUUCGGUUCUCGUCUUCUACCUACCCUCGGACUCUGGUGAAAAGAUCUCACUCUGCAUUUCAAUCCUGCUCUCUCUUACCGUGUUCUUCUUGCUAUUAGCAGAAAUUAUCCCACCGACGUCCUUAACAGUCCCACUGCUGGGAAAGUAUUUGUUGUUCACUAUGAUGCUAGUCACAUUAUCAGUAGUUGUCACUAUCGUGGUGCUAAACGUAAAUUUUAGGUCGCCAGUCACCCACCACAUGGCUCCGUGGGUGCGGAAGGUCUUUAUAGAUUUUUUACCCAGAAUAUUGUGUAUACAAAGGCCAGAGAAGCCGCCGGAUGAUGAUGACGAUAACGAUAAGCCGACCGAGGUGAUCACCGAUGUCUUUGGAGGUGACGACAUGGAUGGCAAAUUUAAAGAGUGGGGGUGCGAGGAGUACGAAUUACCAGGGAUGCCCCCAUCGCCCCCUCCGCCCCCGGGGGGUGACGAUGAGCUCUUCUCGCCACCCCCCGGAUCCCCCUGCCGUCUGGACCUGGAUGAUGGCAGCCCAUCUCUAGAGAAACCCUACGUGAGAGAGAUGGAGAAAACUAUAGAAGGGUCGAGGUUCAUUGCGCAGCACGUUAAGAAUAAGGAUAAGUUUGAAAGCGUGGAGGACGACUGGAAGUACGUGGCCAUGGUUCUGGACAGAAUCUUCCUGUUCGCGUUCACGAUAGCCUGCGUGUUGGGGACGGCCCUGAUCAUAUUCAGGGCGCCGACCUUCUACGACAACACCAAGCCCAUUGACAUCCUCUACUCGAAGAUCGCCAAGAAGAAGCUCGAGCUGCUAAAAAUGGGCUCAGAAGGCGACCCGGGUCUCUGAAAUUCGUCUUACGUCUUCGGCCACUCGCCGCCGAAGACGUUCUGGGAGCUCAUCGUCAUGUGGUGGCAUGGAUGAUCCAUGUAAGGCCCCAGAGAGGAACUGACAGGCGAGGACUUUAGUGCUUACGUGGUGCAAUGCACGGUGCGCCGGACGAUACCGCGAACGCGCAUCUUAAGCCGUCUUUUGUAACUGAAACUUUAGUAUGUGUCCGUCGAUAGUGAACCGCCGGUUACAACCGAGACCGCCGCAACUAUUUUUUAUAAUUAGAACGCUGUAUUGAACGUUUAUACUUUAAGCGAACGCAUCUUUUGUAUGUUCCCAUCGGACUUUACUUUCCCAUAACUUAUUUGAUACGAGCGCACAAACAUUGUACAGAUUAUCUUUAGGAGGUUUAUUGUUUUUUGCGAUAGGACGAUUAAGUUUCGAGUAACAUGCGUAUGAUACCGUUAAUACUACUCUAAGGUUUACUUCAAAUAAAAUCGAGCUCAAUUUCGUAAUGUUUAAGUAUUGUAAAGUGGUACUAUUCAAUCAAACGUCGAUUAGCAUCAACAUUAUUAUGAUAGUUUUUUGCAAACGUCCUCUAUGAGAGCCGGACAUUCUAGAUGAUUAAAGAUGGUGAUGUAAAAAUUUGAAUUAUAAUUUAGUAUUUGAUAACU